Messenger RNA from Vicugna pacos (alpaca), 7658 nucleotides. The record is from RefSeq and is a predicted model, not a curated record. Lineage: Eukaryota; Metazoa; Chordata; Mammalia; Artiodactyla; Camelidae.
GCGGCCCAGCGCUCGAGUGGACGCGGGGCUUCGCAAAUGGCUUGUCCCGCUGUCGGUCUGGAAGCUCUGCAGCCCCUGCAGCCCGAGCCGCCCCCCGAGCCUGCCUUCUCCGAGGCGCAGAAGUGGAUCGAGCAAGUGACUGGCAGAAGUUUUGGUGAUAAAGAUUUUCGGACAGGGUUAGAAAAUGGAAUCCUUCUCUGCGAGUUGCUGAAUGCUAUAAAGCCAGGACUUGUUAAAAAGAUCAAUAGAUUGCCUACCCCCAUUGCAGGAUUGGACAAUAUCAUAUUAUUCUUGAGAGGUUGUAAAGAGCUCGGCCUUAAAGAAUCUCAACUUUUUGACCCGAGUGACCUGCAGGAUACGUCCAACAGAGUAACAGUCAAGAGCCUUGAUUAUAGUAGGAAGCUGAAAAAUGUGUUAGUGACCAUUUACUGGCUGGGCAAAGCAGCAAAUAGCUGUGCAUCUUACAGUGGAACGACGCUGAACCUGAAGGAGUUUGAAGGCUUGCUGGCUCAGAUGAGAAAGGAGACUGAUGACAUUGAGAGUCCUAAACGUAGUAUUCGAGACAGUGGCUACAUCGACUGCUGGGAUUCCGAGCGCAGCGACUCCCUCUCUCCCCCUCGACACGGCAGAGAUGACUCCUUCGACAGCCUGGAUUCCUUUGGCUCCCGUUCCCGGCAGACACCUUCUCCAGAUGUAGUCCUCAGGGGAAGCAGUGAUGGGAGAGGAAGCGACUCUGAACCUGACUUGCCACAUCGGAAGCUGCCAGAUGUGAAGAAGGAUGACAUGUCUGCGAGGCGGACUUCCCACGGUGAGCCGAAGUCCGCAGUGCCUUUCAACCAGUACCUCCCCAACAAAAGCAACCAGACGGCCUACGUCCCCGCACCCCUGAGGAAGAAGAAAGCAGAGCGAGAGGAAUAUCGGAAGAGCUGGAGCACGGCCACCUCCCCCCUGGGAGGGGAGAGGCCCUUCAGCUAUCCUGAAACAAUAGAGGAAGAGGCAAGUGAAGUGGGGUCUCCUUGUGAAGAGGACCCUGUCGGCCAGAUGGACCCUGGUGGGAAGCCUCCUGAAGGUGGGUCAGAAUCUCCCAAUGGCAGUGGUAAGGAGCAGCCUCCUCCCGAGGGUGCUGUGGCAGCACCAGCUCCCAAGUCUGAAGAAAAAGAUGCUGCUGAAAUCCAAAAGCGCAGAAGGCUAGAGCAAGCUGGAAUCAAGGUCAUGCCAGCAGCACAGCGCUUUGCCAGUCAAAAGCUGUUAAGUGGUGAGAAAGAAGCUGUUCGAGAUAUUAUCCUUCGUAAAGAAAACCAACAUGGCAAAGACUCCGACUCAGAAGAUGAAGCUUCAGGUCGACUGCCUGAUCUUGAGAAAGAUGACUUUGCUGCCCGGAGAGCAAGGAUGAACCAGCCCAAGCCAAUGGUGCCACUGAAUCAACUCCUCUAUGGGCCUUACCUGAAAAGAGAGGCAGAGAAAUCAGAUGGCAGUAAACAACCCUCAAAGGGAAUCUCAGGAAAGAAAAGUCUAGAACGUAAAAGAAAGCAGGGCCAAGCAGAAGAGGUGAAGUCAAGGGUGACCUGUAUUACACGGGCUCAGGAGAGUGAGCCUGCGGAGGAGGGACUCAGGAAGAUGCCCGAUCUUUACAAGGAUGACCUGGCGCAGCGGAGAAUUCAGGGCAGGCCUGGCCCUCGCCGCGAGGUUCCGAGCUUUGUCACAGUCUCCAAUAUAACAGAAGCCGACCUGGAGACGUGGGAGAGACUGAAAGUGUCAGGAAAGACAAGGGAUGGAGAUGUUGAACACAUGUGUGUCCCUGAGCCUCUACCAGAAAUUAAAGCAGAAACUGCCAUCCGUGAUGACUUUGCCAGCCGCAAGGCAGGGGCCUAUAAGAAAGCUUCCAGCCCUAGGCAAAAGUUUGUGCACUUUGGCCCAGUGACAGAGAUGGAUCAGCAGACCUGGAAGCGGCUCAGCAUUGGCAAGGCCGGGCCUAGGCAGGACGGAGAGGAAGCCGUCGGUCACAGCAGGAAGACGCAGACGUACUCUGUGUCCCCCGCCUCGGCAGCCACGUCCCGCUUGGAAGACCAAACGCUUAACCCACAGAAUGGCUACAGAAUAGUGACUUCUGGUGUAGAUGACAGUUGCAAAAGGGUCUCGCAGCUUGCUCUGGUGCCGGGGUCCCAGGAGGAGCAUAGCUGCCGUUUGGGCGAGUGCCCAAGGAGGACAGAGGAAGUUACACGCAAACAGCUGCCACAGGAUGGCACACAGGAGAACGGAGGAGUUGCUCAAAGAGAUUCUGAGAUGGCGCCCAAGGCUGAAAGAUCUGAGGAGAGCAGCCAGCCACUAUACGGUCCGAGAACUCCUGUGUCUGAUGACGCAGAGAGCACGAGUAUGUUUGACAUGCGGUGUGAGGAGGAGGCCGCGGUGCAGCCGCACAGCAGGGCCCGCCAGGAGCAGCUGCAGCUGAUAAAUAACCAGCUGCGGGAAGAGGAUGACAAAUGGCAAGAUGACCUGGCUCGUUGGAAGAGCCGCAGAAGAAGCGCUUCUCAGGACUUAAUCAAGAAAGAGGAAGAAAGGAAAAAAAUGGAGAAGUUACUGGCUGGAGAGGAUAGGAUGAGUGAACGAAGGAAAAGCAUCAAAACCUACAGAGAAAUUGUCCAAGAAAAAGAGCGGAGAGAGAGGGAGCUGCAUGAGGCGUAUCAGAAUGCACGGUCCCAGGAGGAGGCAGAAGGGAUCCUUCAGCAGUACAUCGAGAGGUUCACCAUCAGCGAGGCUGUUCUUGAACGCUUGGAGAUGCCAAAAAUUCUGGAAAGAAGCCAUUCGACAGAGCCAAACUUAUCCUCCUACCUGAACGACCCCAACCCCAUGAAAUACCUGCGCCAACAGUCACUGCCUCCACCCAAAUACACUGCCACUGUGGAGACCACCAUCGCGAGUCCCAGCGCUCCGGAGGCCAGCACGUCAGCGAGCAGUGGGUCUCCAAGCAGAACUGUCACUCCCAAAGCAGUGCCUAUGCUGACACCCAAGCCUUACUCCCAGCCCAAAAACUCUCAAGAGGUUCUGAAGACCUUCAAGGUAGAUGGGAAAGUCAGCAUGAACGGAGAGACGGUUCCUGGUGAUGAGGAGGAGAAGGAAAGAGAGGGUCCCACGGUAGCACCCGCCCCCUCGUUGACCAAAUCCCAGAUGUUUGAAGGUGUGGCCAGAGUGCAUGGGUCCCCCGUGGAGCUGAAACAAGACAACAGUGGCAUUGAGAUCAACAUAAAGAAGCCAAGUUCUGUUCCCCAAGAAUUGACGGCAACCACUGAAGAAACUGAAGCAAACAGCCAAGAAGAUGAGAAAGAUGGUGAAAAAACAGAAAAAGGGAAUACAGAAGUUGCCUCAUCAGAGCCACAGCAUUUUACGACAACUGUGACUCGAGCCAGCCCGACUGUGGCCUUUGUGGAGCUUUCCCCCAGCCCCCAGCUGAAGAAUGAGGUGCCAGAAGAGAAAGACCAGAAGAAACCAGAGAAUGAAAUGAGUGGGAAGGUGGAGUUGGUGCUGUCACAAAAGGUGGGAAAGCCAAAGUCUCCAGAACCAGAAGCAACCCUGACGUUUCCAUUUCUGGACAAAAUGCCUGAAACCAACCAGUCACAUUUGCCAACUCUCAGCUCUCAAGAGUCACCUGGCACUGCCAGCGUUCCGCUGAGAGUUCAGAACUCUUGGCGACGUUCCCAGUUUUUCUCGCAGUCAGUGGAUUCUCCAAGCAGUGAAAAGUCACCUGUGACUACACCUCAGUUUAAAUUCUGGGCGUGGGACCCGGAAGAGGAGCGCAGGCGACAGGAGAAAUGGCAACAGGAGCAGGAACGUCUGCUCCAGGAGAGAUACCAGAAGGAGCAGGACAAGCUGAAAGAAGAAUGGGAAAAGGCCCAAAAGGAGGUGGAAGAGGAAGAACGCCGAUACCACGAGGAGGAGCGAAAAAUAAUUGAGGACACUGUGGUUCCAUUUACUAUUUCUUCAAGUUCUGCAGACCAGCUGUCUACAUCCUCCUCUGUGACUGAAGGCAGUGGGACAGGGGGAUGGAGAGGGUCCAGAAAAUCUGAUCUGCCUCCGUGUCCCCCAAGGAAGGUCGUGGAGAAUAAGAUGGACUUGGAAAACUGUCGAGAAGAAGAGCAAACGAUAAGACAGAAGAAACCAUUCCAGGGGGACAACAGUGACUCAUUGCUAAAGACUCAGGAAGGUGCCCCACUGGAGGAAAAGGGCAGCCUAACUCAAGGAGUCUUGACUCAUUCUGAGAACCCUGUAUCAAAAGGAACCCAUCAGGACCAUCCGCUGGAUACGGACGCUGGGUCCCCGCCCUGUGGGGUGAACCCACAGCUAGCUCAGGAUCCAUCCCAGAAUCAGCAGGUAUCAAACCCACCAACGCACAUUUUAGAAGAUGUGAAGCCCAAAACCCUCUCGUUGGAUAAGACCAUUAACCAUCAGAUUGAGUCUCCAAGUGAAAGACGAAAGAAAAGCCCUCGCGAGAACUUCCAGGCUGGGCACUUGUCCCCCUGCUCACCUACCCCUCCUGGCCAGUCACCAAACAGGUCUAUCAGUGGCAAGAAGCUGUGCUCCUCGUGUGGGCUUCCGCUGGGUAAGGGGGCUGCAAUGAUCAUCGAGACCCUCAGUCUCUACUUCCACAUCCAGUGCUUUAGGUGUGGAAUCUGUAAAGGACAGCUCGGAGAUGCAGUGAGCGGGACGGAUGUUAGGAUUCGAAACGGUCUUCUAAACUGUAAUGACUGCUACAUGCGAUCCAGAAGUGCUGGCCAGCCCACAACGUUGUGACGUGGUUUUCAAGCUUCCAGAUCUCUCACCAUUUCCUUGCUGAGGGUGUCCAAACGUUUAACAAAACCCCAAGUUCAGGGGCUUCUCAGCAUUCAUCUAAUUUCUGAAAGGCUAUUAUGAAAGAUGUAUCUGGUUUUCUGGGUUUUUUUUUUUUUUUUGUAUAGCACAGUGUGUUUUUCCUGGUUUCCUUUUUUCUUUUCUUUUUUUUUUUUGGCAUUUGCACAGUAUAUACAAAAGAAUAUUGAAUUGUAAUGAUCCUGAAUAGUUCAAAAACAGGUCUUAGUGUGGUCAAACAGGCUUACGGUUUAAAAUGUGUUAUUCUCCUCUUUGGGAAUUAAUGAGAUAAAUGAUGCAAUAAACUUUUUUUUUUUAGCAUUUCUAGGAAUUAAACCCUAUGUUUACAGAAUUGAGCUGCAGAAAAUGCAAAACAUGCCAAUUUGAGACAUGCAGUCUUCUGAGACAGGAGCAUACAGUUAAUGCAUUUUAGAAACUAAAAAUCACAUCAUAUAGCUCUGAGCUGUAACUUGUUUUUAAUGCAAGGAUGCUAGUCUGAUAAUAUAUACUGUAAUCCUGAGACGUUUGUGUUACUUACCUUUUGAGGUAGAAGUCAUACCAAUAAAUUAUUGCACCACUAGUAUUAGAUUGUGUGUACUUUGGAAGUUAGGCCAUUAAUUUAGGCUGGCCCAUCAAAUAAAGAGAACCCUUGCAAUAUCGGCUUGGCUUACACUCUGGGACAUUGCUCGAGGGUAGGAAGAAAUCAGAGGGACAUAAUUCAGUCAUCAUUUCCAAAGUUAUUACCAAAAUCUGUGAGGAAGUUUAAUCUUCCAGAGAGUGGUGGGUCCAUGCUAGCUAAGAGGGCUUUAUUGCAUGCUUCUCUGCCGGCUCUGGAUUCAAUAAGAGGCUCAGUAUGAGGCGAAUAGAAGUUCUCAUCGAGAUCAGCCCCUCAUUAGGUGUGACCACUGCUCACCCGUGUCUGCAAGUUCUUCUUGGGGGUCUGAAGCACAAGUGGCUAAGGAAAAGCAUUAUGUCCAUCCUAACAGAAUCCAAAUGACAUUUGAUGUGAUAAGCCACUAGUGUGCAAUCAGCAGGAACCUAGCUUCCACUCUCAUGGAUACCUGCUCUCCGUCACUCUCCUCUGUCACCACCUCCCUUUACUACCGAGAAUUCUGGACCUUGCUCAUGGAGAAGCUUAGCAAGGAACUCUUGGGAGAGCUGCUUUAUUGUUUGCCCUGCGUGAUGAGUUUCAUCUGGCCCAGAGAGGAAUCAAGUUACUAAAAAGCAUCAUGUUUUAGAUCUCCAGGCUGUUUUCUUCAAGACUGGGGAAAGGGGAACUAUUUAUUCUGCCUUAAAAUGAUGGCAAAUAAGUGAAGAUGACAUUUUGUGAAUGUAGACUAUGGAUAUACUCUGAAUAGGUUAAUGUAGUCAUAAAAGAAGAUCAAGUAGAUGUUUUUUCUGUUAUGUAAGCAAUAAUUUUUUCUGUGUCUUAUUGAGUAUGGCUAGCAAUUAUUUAUUUACAUGCUAGACGGUUCUCUGCAUGCGGGUUCCAUGUUAAGUGCAGAAAUUUCCUCAGCCACUGGAGAAACUUUGACCAUUUUGUCAUUUGGAUGAGCUGUUGUUAGAUUGAAAUUUACACAUCAUUUCAUUAAAAAUUGUGCCUUAGAAAAUGCAAAGCUGUUGCACAUAGUCAAUGAUGAAUUAUGGAUGCAGUGCAUUGAAGAGAGGUGAAGUCAUUUCCAAGUUCUCAAGACUUCUCAUAGAGCUGUUCCUUGUUUGACAGGGGGAAAAAAUACUAAAAAAAGAAAAAUUGAAAAAAAUUAAAAAGAAAAACGUUUUGAAAAUGUACAGAGUAAGUCCAAUAUUUUGAUUAACCACCUGCAUGUUUUAUUAAAUAUUUUGAUAAUGUGGGCGUUUACACUUUGCAUGACAUUAGCAGAGUACAUUACUGCAAAUACUGCACAAAACAUGUACAAUAUGAUCAUUCAUAACCGAUUUUUAUAGAACACUUUUUACAUGUGGAAUUCCAUCUGUUAUGUAAGGAUUAUAUGAAUAUUGCACAUUCUCUUCUAGUUUCACAAACCCAUUUAUACAUAUUUCUUAGUGAGACUCAUUGUACAUGUAUUGAAGCUAGAAUCAAGUCAAGAAAAAUAAAGCCCCAUUCUCCAGCUGCGAAAUGUGCUUUCCCAUAAUGAACAAUAGUCACCAGCACAGAAUAAUCUCCAACAUUUUCUAAAUUCUAAUUGCCAACUGUUUCUAUUUAUAUUUGAUUUCUAUUUCAUUUGGAGUCUGUUACAUGGCAGCUUGGGCAGACUCGAUCUUGUUUUUUCCAGUGCAGCAUAAUGAGUAUGAUCUAUUUCUUUUCAAACAAUCUUUGAGAUCCCAGGAAAAAAAAGAUGCUCUACUUUGUUGAGCUACAGCGUAAAUGUGUUUGUUUAAGAAACAGAUGAGGCAAGUGAGUGAUUUAUGGUUCCUGAGGAAGUGUAUCUUUUUUUUCUUCUUAUACUUCAAAAGCUAGCCCCUUCUCUUCCAUAAGGAAAAAGAAAAAUGGGCAACUCUUUGUUUUUCACUAGCAAACUUUCAUGACAUUUCUUCCUUCUUUCUAUGUAGUGGUAUUAAUGCAAUACGUAUUAUAGUUAUCUAUACUCAGUGUAAGACUUAACGAGCUGAAAUGAUCCACCUCAUAUGUGAGUCCGUCCAAAAGAUGUUACUGUUCUGGGUGGGCCAAUGUUCUAUAUCAGUUACACUAACCUUCAUUUAAAAUAUUUAUUCUAAAAUGCCUCUAAGAAAUAGUAAAAAAAAAAAAAAAACAAAAAGUUGUCUAAAAUGCAACAGCUUUUAUAGUAAAUGUACAUUUAUAAAUAAAAUACUCAAAUCAA